GAAGGUGAGCGCCGACGAACGAAACGCCGCCGCGUCUCGCCCCGCCCGCGACGAACGAACCCCGACCCCGCGCCCGCGUCCCUCGCACCAACCCAUCGAGAAGAGAUUUGGCGCGAUCGCCGGCUUAAGUCGACUCAUCACCGACCCAAAAUGCUAAUCCCCGUCCCCCUCAUCCCCCUUAUACAGACGCACCAUCCCAGCGCGAUCGAGUCCUUCGAUCGCUUCAGGGCUGUCGCGCAGGGCAAGCUCCUCACCGUCUUUCUCGACUACGACGGCACCAUAUCCGACAUCGUCUCCAACCCCGACAAGGCGUACAUGACGGACGAGAUGCGCGACGCGGUGAGCCGCGUGGCGUCGCUGUAUCCCACCGCGAUCAUCAGCGGCAGGUCCCGCGAGAAGGUGUACGACUUUGUCCGCCUGCCGCAGCUCUACUACGCCGGGUCGCACGGGCUGGACAUCGUCGGUCCCAAGCACGACGACGACGAAGAUCACGUCGAGCUCCACCAGCCCGCGCCGUGGGCGCCCGCGGUGAUGGAUCGCGUGUACCGGUGGUGCAAGGAGGCGGUGAGCGACAUCCCGGGCGCCAACGUGGAGCACAACAAGUUCUGCGUGUCCGUGCACUACCGCAACUGCGAGCAGAAGUGGUGGGGCGCGGUGCAAGACGUCGUGCACCGCGCCGUCGCCGCCGAUCCCAAGCGACUUAAAAAAGCCGAGGGUCGCAAGGUUUUCGAAGUGAAACCCAGGGUGGCGUGGGACAAGGGAAAGGCGCUCAGUUUUCUUCUCGGAGAGCUGGACCUGCACAGGAGGUACGGAUACGCGCAAGGGGAGAUCAUGUCGCUGUACUUUGGGGACGACCACACCGACGAGGAUGCGUUUCACGAGUUGCGCGAGGUGCCGAAGGAGUGCGGCGCCGGAGUCAUCGUGUCCACCGUGCCGAAGCCCUCCAACGCGCGUUUCAGCGUCAGAGAUCCGGGCGAGGUGCUGGUGUUUUUGAACAAGCUCGCGGACCUGGCGGAGAGCGGCGUGACCAAGAGCCUGUGCACCAGCGUGGCGAGCGGUAAGGGGAGGUUGACGGGUGGGAGAGGGGAGGGCGGCGGCGGUUCCGACUCGAGCGGCCACUCGAGCGACCCCGUCGCCGAGACCAACCGGGGUCGACGGGGCGAGGCGGCGUGAACGAGCGAUGACGGGCGCUCAACUCGCGCGACGUUUCGACUCGCGAUGGAUUUGUAACGACACGGGUUUGACAUCUCAUC
This is a messenger RNA of Micromonas commoda, 1253 nucleotides long. RefSeq lists its product with no specific name. The record is from RefSeq and is a predicted model, not a curated record. Gene Ontology annotation, biological process: trehalose biosynthetic process. Gene Ontology annotation, molecular function: trehalose-phosphatase activity. Bases 151 to 1173 code for a protein of 340 amino acids. The transcript has a single exon. Lineage: Eukaryota; Viridiplantae; Chlorophyta; Mamiellophyceae; Mamiellales; Mamiellaceae.